GAUUUUUUGCUAAGAGCCUUAAAAAUGCCCAAUUCGAGGUAAAGUGUGAGAAAACGUCAAUAAUAAAUCUAUCAGCUGUCCUCCCUUUUUCCCGCCCCUCUCUUCAUUGGCUCUCUACACCGACGUUCCACGCUAACGGGGCUGCGAUUGGUCCGCUGGGCUGGCCGUCAAAGAGAGCUCCGGCUUUGGGCAGAGAGACGCACGCUGCUUCUAGUCCCUGCUGCUCAGUGCAUCGAGCGGCGGAGGGAAUUGGAGUUUGUGCGUCUUGUUGUGAGUCCGUGGACCAAACAGCAGCAGCACCAGUGCGCUUUUCCUCCUCCAGAGCCGCGGGCAUCCCGGGGAGGAGCAGCAGCCGUGCAUGUAUUGGAUAGAAGGAGGAAGAGGAUUCUGCUUUUUUGCCUCAUUCAUUAUUAUUUUUUGACUCAUUGAGACAUCCAUAUUUUCGCUUUUCCCUAAUGGUAACCAACACCGAGCAGCCGGAGACAUGUGGACUAAUCUGGGGAAACUGCAGCGCUUCUUCCUCUUAGUGUGUCUUCUCCUGACGCUGCGGGCUGAGGUGUCUCGGGCCACCGGUUACUUCGAGCUGCAGUUGAUUUCGGUGGAAAACCCCAAAGGUCUGCUAAACAACGGCGAUUGUUGCGACGACGAGAAGAGCGCGGCGGAAGGCCACUGCGGCGAGGACGAGUGUGACACCUACUUAAGAGUGUGCUUAAAGGAAUACCAAACGGAGGUCACGACUAAUGGACCGUGCACCUACGGCACGGAAACUACACAGGUUAUCGGUGGGAAUACUUUUCAGUUCAAAGGCGGACAGAAAACGGGACAGAACCGGAACAACGAUGUCGGGAAGAUCAAGAUUCCCUUCCAGUUCGCGUGGCCGCGAGCGUUCACUGUGAUAGUGGAGGCGUGGGACAGGGACAACGGCACACACAGCAAUGAUGAUGAGCUACUGAUAGUGCGCAGCAUCCACAGAGGAAUGAUUAACCCUGGAGAGGAGAAACAAGUGGUGGAAUAUAAAACUUUGAUUGCUAGUAUUGGCUACACCAUCCGUGUGCGCUGUGAUGAAAACUACUAUGGCACCAAAUGCAAUAAAGUAUGCCGUCCACGCAAUGACUACUUCGGCCAUUAUGUGUGCGACCAAACUGGAAACCAAGAAUGUAUGGAGGGCUGGACAGGGCCUGACUGCAACAAAGCCAUCUGCAAACAAGGCUGCAGCCCCAUCCACGGGAUUUGUAAUGUGCCAGGAGAAUGCAAGUGUAACUACGGCUGGCAGGGUCCGUUGUGUGAGGAGUGCUUGCCAUACCCAGGCUGUGUUCAUGGUACCUGCAAGCAGCCCUGGCAGUGCAACUGUGAGAAGAACUGGGGAGGCCUGCUAUGUGAUAAAGAUCUGAACUACUGUGGGACCAACCGGCCCUGUAAGAAUGGAGGAACGUGUAUGAACACGGAACCAGACGAAUACCACUGCGCCUGUCCGGAUGGCUACUCUGGCAAGAACUGCGAAAUCGCGGAGCAUGCCUGUGUGUCUAAUCCUUGUGCCAACGGAGGGACGUGCCACGAAGUCCCUACGGGGUUUGAGUGUCACUGUCCUGCUGGCUGGACUGGGCCAACCUGUGCUAAAGACACUGAUGAAUGUGCCUCCAGCCCCUGUGCUCAGGGCGGGACAUGCAUCGACAUGGAGAACGGCUUCGAAUGCCUCUGUCUUCCACAGUGGACAGGCAAGACCUGCCAGAUAGAUGUAAAUGAGUGCGCGGGGAAGCCGUGCCUCAAUGCUUACGCUUGCAAAAACUUGAUUGGUGGAUAUCACUGUGCCUGCUUUCAUGGAUGGGUGGGCCAGAACUGUGACAUCAACGUGAACAGCUGUCACGGACAGUGUCAGAACGGAGGGACCUGCAAGGAGUUGGCCAGAGGCUACCAGUGUGUCUGCCAGCCAGGUUUUGGGGGUCGGCACUGCGAGGUUCCGAGGAACUGGUGCAGUAGCAGUCCAUGUAAGAACGGCGGGCGCUGCCACACUCUGCUGCACGGCUUCAUGUGUGAAUGCCCACAGGGCUUCACUGGAACAACGUGUGAGUUGCAGAACAACCCCUGUAGCCCAAACCCGUGUCAGAACAAGGCUCAGUGCCACAGCCUGACCGGUGAUUUCUACUGCAGCUGUCCGGAUGACUAUGAGGGCAAAACCUGUUCAGAGCUCAAGGACCACUGCAAGACCAACCAAUGUGAAGUGAUUGAUAGUUGCACUGUUGCCGUCACAACUAACGACACUAAAAAGAGGGUGUGGAACAUCUCAUCCAAUGUGUGUGGACCGCGUGGCCGCUGCAUCAGCCUGCCGGCUGGGAACUUCAGCUGCUCCUGUGAUCCGGGAUUCACUGGCACCUACUGCCAUGAGAACAUUAAUGACUGUGCACCAUCUCCGUGCAAGAACGGAGGCACUUGCAUCGAUGAGAUCAACUCCUUUAAGUGUUUCUGCCCAGACGGCUGGGAGGGCAGCCUCUGUGAUGUUGACGUAAACGAGUGCAGCAGGAACCCCUGUCAGAAUGGAGGCCAAUGUGUCGAUCUGCUUAAUGACUUCUACUGCAACUGUGUAGACAACUGGAAAGGAAAGACCUGCCACUCACGCGAGAGCCAGUGCGACUCCACUACCUGCAGUAACGGGGGAACGUGUUAUGACCACGGAGACUCCUUCCUGUGCAGCUGUCACUCAGGCUGGGGUGGCAGCACCUGCAACACGGCCAAGAACAGCACCUGUGAUUCAGGUCCUUGCGAAAAUGGAGGGACAUGUGUUGGAGGGGGAGAUGCCUACACUUGUAUAUGCAAAGACGGCUGGGAAGGACCCACAUGUUCACAGAAUGUUGAUGACUGCAAUCCUCAUCCCUGCUACAACGGCGGCAUCUGCGUGGAUGGUGUGAACUGGUUUCGCUGCGAGUGCGCUCCAGGAUUCGCUGGACCGGACUGCCGCAUCAACAUCGAUGAGUGUCAGUCGUCUCCUUGUGCUGAAGGUUCGACCUGCAUGGAUGAGAUCAAUGGCUACCGCUGUCUCUGUCCUCCAGGACAUGCUGGACCUCGCUGCCAAGACUUCAUCGGACUUGGGAAGCCAUGCCGUCACACUGACCUACAGUUUCCUCACGGCAGCCGCUGGGAGGAGGAAUGUAACACAUGCCAGUGUGUCAACGGGAAUGUUCAUUGUUCCAAGGUGAGAUGUGGCCGUAAGCUCUGCAUCCUCCCGAAGGCUCUUCCGCCUCCCGAAGCAAACCUUCCGUCCUGCCCCGGAGGUCACGAGUGUGUGGAGCACCAGUUCCUCACCUGCUUCUCGCCACCCUGUCAUCAGUGGGGGGUGUGCUCAACGCCAGACCCCCCCACACCUCUGCACACCCAGUGCGAACCUAACAGCGGCUAUCUGGAUAACAACUGUGCUCACAUCACACUCAUCUUUAAAAAGGACAAAGUGCCACAGGGAACCACAGUGGAGAACAUCUGCUCGGAGCUGAGGUAUCUCCCCGUGACUCGGACGCUUGCUGAAGAGCGGGCAUUGCUCAUCCUCUGUGACCAGUCCUACUCCACCAGUGAUGCCGUGGAAGUCGCUUUGUCUUUUGAGCAGGAUGGAGGAUCGAAAGACGGCGACUGUGGACAGAUCCAGAAGGUGGCCAGCGCUAUCACCAGUGCGCUGUCCAAACGCCAGAACAGCACCAUCAUUCUGGCAGUGGUUGAGGUCAAAGUGAAGGUGGUGGUGGAGUGCCCUACUGUUGGUUACCUGGUCCCAGUUUUGUGUGUGGUCUUCAGCGUUCUCUGGAUCUUCUGCAUCGUUGUUUGCGUUUGGUGGACCCGCAAGAGGAAGAAAGAGCGCGAGAGAGCGGCCCGAUCUGAGGAGACAACAGUCAACAACCAGCUGGAGCCGCUGCGAAGCAACGCUCUCAAGGAUAACCGCGACAAAGACGUUCAGUACGAAUGCAAGAAACUGAUGGGCCCCUCUGACAGGACGUGCGAUGGGGCCGAGGGUGAGGAGGACGGGGAGCACGAGGGGGAUCAGGCGGAAGACGAGGAAAGGGCGUUGGGCAUGGGAGACAAGUGUCCGCCUCAGAAGUGCACCAUAACACAGGACAGGGGAAUGAUGGGUAAGGGAGGGAUGAUUUGUACAACGCGCAGCGGUCCGCUGAAGGUGCCGCACCGGACAGCGUACAGCCCCAAAGACAACCGGUGUAAAAACCUGAAUGCCGCCAAACUCAGCGAGGACAUUAAAGAUCACUACGUGUGAACCCCACACAGGAAGAGGAGGGACCGUCUGAGUAAAAGGAAGAAACUGCGAUGUCUUCAAUGUCACUGACUUUUCAACUCUUAAAAGCACCAAAAGUGAAGAUUACAGAUGCUUUAAUUUUAUAUUUUUUAUUUGCCUCGCCUUAUUUAAAUUCUUCUUCUGCAGCACAGAUGUUACUAUAAAAAAAAAAAAAAAAAGAGGCAUGAAAAUUAAACAUCACGGCUUCGGGAUUUCUGGAUUGUUACACUGUUGAAAUCAAGAAUUUUCUUUUCACAUUUCUAGAUUUUCUGUUUACACACAUUUCUUUCUAUUUUUUUUUUUUGCUUCACUAGAAAAAAACUAACGCUCACGUUUGUUUCUUUGAAACUUUGGAGAUUUAACUGAACGUCAUUGGCUGGCAGCUGUUAACGCCGUUUCUACUGCGUGGCGUGGUGCAUUUGUUUCCUGUCUGCCUUAGCCCACACCUGUGGGCCUUUUCUACACUGUCUUCAAAUCAUGUGUUUUUAUUUAAAGAAAAAAAAAUACUAAAAACAAGUUUUAUAUAUAUAUUUAAGUUCUUUGAAAGUUGGCACAAAGUAACCACUGUAUAAUGCCUGGCAUGAUUUUUUUUUUGUUUGUUUGUUUACAGUCAUAAACAUCUUAAAGGUUUAUAUAUCAUUUGAAAAUAAUUGGCACUACUUCCUGCAAGUCUGCAUGAUUAUUUUUCAGCAUAUUGCUUUAGUAGAAAAGUGCCUUCAGCUCCUAUUUUUACUUCUUUCCUUCCUCUUGUAGACUGUAUGCAGAUUUUAAAUACACAAAAAGGGAAAGAAGUCCUAACAACAACUCGAUCGCAGUAAAUGCUGUUUUCUUCUUUGCAUUGUACAUAUGUAAAUAUAAAAAAUGGCUGUGUAUAUUUGAGUUUAAUAACUUAAGUGAUGCUUUGUAUCAUAGUUAUUCUAAAAAAUAAGAUUGUUUUGUGGUUGUUUCUUUCUUUCUUUUUUUAAUUAUGUCAUUCCGUUUAUCAGUGUCUGUUGACACUACGACAGGUUUUAGACAGAUUUUUCAGUGCCCGUGGUCCCACUGAGUCAUGAAAACUUGUUUAAAGAGAAAUUAGGUGUUGAUUGUUUGUCUUUAUGUUUAGAAUUAUUUGUUAGAGAGCUGAUCCCAGACCUGCCAGCCAUUGGAACAGGCUGUGAGGAUCAGCUGGGUCAUCAGUGCUACAGCUACAGGAACUCCAUCAUUAACAGUCAUUUUCAUCUCACUGGAGACCUCCAGAGUGAAAUUUUAUGAGCAUUUGCAAUAGUCACCUUUUAUUACUUUUGAUACUUUUAAUUCUACAAAUUCAAUUUGUAGUGUAUUUUCUUUUUUUUGGGGGGGGGGUCCAUUUGAUCUUUUUAAACUUCAGUCCCUGAAUUUCAUUAUCACAGUGUUCAGGGCUAAGUAUAAAGCCAGUCCUCCAAAAAAUAUAUUAAUAUGACUGAUGUUAUUUUGAUUUUAUGCCAUUUUGUAUCCAGAUAGGUUCUAAUUUAUGUAUUUGCUCAGUUUUCUGUUGGACUUUUGCUAAAUUAUGUAUUUUCUUUCAUUUUCUCCACAUUGGACUUGCUGUAACACACCAUUGUCAUUUAUCACUUAAUGACUCACUCAUAACUGCUGAUCUCUACCUUCUAAUCCACAUUGUUCUUUUACAUUUGAAGCAAUCCGAGUAGAUCCAGAUCUAGGUUUCUUUGUUCAGGUUUUCCUCAGUAUCAUCACUCAAAACGAGUAAAGCUGUUCCCGAAAGCACUUCUUAAUUCAUUAAUGUCAUACUCCCUACAGAAAUGCAUGUACUGACAUUUGACAAUCAUCAUUUUGGCAUCACAGCAGGCAAGCAAAUUGAAGAAUUUUGAUAUUUGUCUUGUCAAAAGCAAAGGCGAAGCGCUGCAUGCUAUAAAUGAUGUGUUUCUGUUCAUGUCUGGCAGAAUGGAAAUAUAAUUUCAAGUUAAGAAAGUUUUUGACUGACGGUUCUGAGGUGCUCUGCCACAUGCUGCUUACGAGAUUAUUGGACACCAAAUGGCAAAAAGGAAAACUUUGGUGAAUCUUUAAUCAGCACUGAUGCAUCUGAUUUCUAUUUUCAGUAUGUAGAGGACGCAGGGUCCAAACAACUUAAAAGCCCCGCUGCCAGUCUCACUUGAGCCUCUUAGUAUGUGAGUUACAAAUUUAUAGUUCUACAGUCUGCUGACAGCAGAGGUGCUGCACAGAGCAGCAUGGUGUUAGCUUCAAACAACUCCACGGUAAUCAUCCACCCAGGGGAAGUGCUGUUUAGCAAGACACUGAAACCUCAUCACAGACAGUGUGUUGUGUGAAUGGGAACCUGCUUGCAAUAGAUGUGUCUGUAUCCUAAUGUACCGCCUCUCCCUGUGUGUAUCUACUCUGGUCUAAUGAAGGGAACAAGUUGUAUUACUGUUGAUGUUGUUUGACUGUUGUGGAUGUUGUCCAGUCUGUUUCUGCACUAAGAACACACAGGAAGAGAAAUGUUUAGUGUUACCUCCACAGCAGUUGCAGGAGGGGGUUGGGGGUCAGUUAUCGUCACUGUUUGCAGAUGAAUAUGAUGAUUUUUUUUUUCAAUAUCUUUUGUUAAUGCAGAUGCAUUCAUAGAAAACCCAAAUAAUUUUUCUCUCAGUAAAUUUUUACUUUCUGUUAGCCCCACACGGAGGGCUGAAUGUGCAGAACAUUGUAAUUAUUUUGUACAAUAUUUGGUAAAAGUCUUGGUUUGUUAGUGGAAUUUUUUUGUUUGUUCUUAGAACAAUACUAUUAUUUAUUAAAGUAUUU
Pundamilia nyererei is the source of this 7033-nucleotide messenger RNA. Its product is annotated as protein jagged-2-like. Bases 485 to 4246 code for a protein of 1253 amino acids. Lineage: Eukaryota; Metazoa; Chordata; Actinopteri; Cichliformes; Cichlidae. The record is from RefSeq and is a predicted model, not a curated record. Gene Ontology annotation, biological process: Notch signaling pathway; multicellular organism development; cell communication. Gene Ontology annotation, cellular component: membrane. The transcript is spliced from 26 exons. Gene Ontology annotation, molecular function: calcium ion binding; Notch binding.